AUGUCGUUUGAACAAUACAAAGAAGAAGGUAAUAGAAACUUUAAAGAAGGCUCAUAUAAGGUUGCAGCAGAACUCUAUCAAAAAUGUGUUGAUAUCGAACCUGAGAAUCCAAUAGGCUACAGUAAUAAAGCAAUGGCUUUGAUUAAAUUAGGGAGAUAUACUGAGGUGGUUGAGUUAUGUCGAAAAGGUCUUACUUUUACUCCAAAUACAACAGACACUGUAUAUAAAAAAUUAAAUUAUCGUCUGGAAAUGGCUCUUAAAAACAUGAAACACGUUAAUGAUCAGGAACAGAGUAACGAACAUUUAAUUAAUAUUGAAAUUAAUGAAGUUGAUAGACUACCAGAAGAAUUUAUUAAUUUAUGA
Messenger RNA from Tetrapisispora phaffii CBS 4417, 363 nucleotides. It is a transcript of the gene TAH1, whose product is annotated as Tah1p. Lineage: Eukaryota; Fungi; Ascomycota; Saccharomycetes; Saccharomycetales; Saccharomycetaceae. The record is from RefSeq and is a predicted model, not a curated record. Bases 1 to 363 code for a protein of 120 amino acids. The transcript has a single exon. Gene Ontology annotation, cellular component: cytosol; mitochondrion. Gene Ontology annotation, molecular function: heat shock protein binding.